UGGCCGAUUUCUCCAGCGUGUGGCGCCCCCAGGCGACAGCGGAGACUCAAUGUGACGGCCCGACGAGCGCCUGCCAUGGAGCCGCGGAAAGAGGCGCGAACGUCCAGGGACCGCGUCGCGCGGCCGCCCGGGGCCUCGAGGUUUCAGACACCCGACGAAGAGGAGCGGCAGGAGGGCGGCUCAGCGCCGGCAGCGGCUGCCUUGGAUGUGGAGGCCGACGGGGCCAGUGCGGACGGGCUGUGGGAAUUGCCAGUGGAACCGGCGGAGCGGAGGCCCGAGUGCAGCCGCUGCAGCCGGCCUCAGAAAGUGUGUUUGUGUCCAUUUCUGCCAGUGCAUCCUCUACACAUCUCUACCCACUUGUACAUAAUUCAGCAUCCCGCAGAGGAAAAUAAGGUGUUGCGGACAGUUCCUCUAUUAACAGCAUGUCUCCCCCAAGAUAAGUGUAAAGUCAAGAUUGGUCGUCGCUUCAGUGAGGAAAGAGAUCCUGAACUUUCAACUGUUUGUCAGAAGUCUGAUACAUUAAUAUUGUAUCCAGGGGCUGAAGCUGCUAAUUUGGAAGAAUUUAUAUUAGAUUCUCCUAUUUAUCCUUCCACAAUCAUCAUCAUCGAUGGUACAUGGAGCCAGGCUAAGGACAUUUUCUACAAGAAUUCCUUGUUCCGACUGCCUAAACAGGUGCAGUUAAAAACUAGCAUUUCUAGUCAGUAUGUAAUUCGUGCGCAACCAACUAAUAGGUGCCUUUCUACACUGGAGUGUGCAGCUGUUGCUCUUUCUAUCUUGGAGAAAAAUAAUUACAUACAAGAGACUUUGCUUCGCCCUCUUCAAGCUUUAUGCUCUUUCCAGCUUCAGCAUGGUGCUCAAAUUCGCUUCAGCAAGGAACACCUUCUGAAAAAUGGAUUAUAUCCUAAGCCGAUGCCAAAGAACAAACGCAAACUCAGGAAAAUGGAGCUAUUAAUGAACAGUGUUAAAAUUUAGUACAAUUGUUCUUAUGGUGCUAGUUAUGAUUUCUUCAGCUGACAACACCUAAUUAACUUUUUUACAUUUUAAAUCUGUGGGCUUUUGUCUAAAGAAUGAGUUACAUACUAAACUUACCCAGAAGAAGAAAGUAAUCCAAACAGCCAUAAAAACAAACACAAUUCACUGACUCAGCAAAAAGCAAGAUUUCAUACUGUAUUUGGUUUUAAAAUGUGCCUCUCAUACAUUUUUUCAAAUCAGUAAUUUGAAAUGUGAUUAGUUGUUGAGCUGGUUUAGAAGUUCUUAUUUAUAAAAUGGAAUGGAAGAAAUCAGUGUGCCUGAUUGGUUCAGUACUGUUUCCAUUUAGUGUUUACAGAUAAUUAGGUGUAGACCUAUAAUAGAGGAUACCUACAUCAACUUGCAAUCUUGUACAUGAACUUUAUAGUCUGAAAUAGGUAACAAAAGAAAAUAAUACUCAAGUAAUUUAGGUUGAAUUUAUUUCAUAAAAAAGUAUUCUUUAGGGACUAAACUUGAGUUCAGCUAGUGUGAUUUAUGUGUGCUAUUAAUUGCCCAUAUUUUUAAAGUUAGAAAUUA
Messenger RNA from Hippopotamus amphibius kiboko, 1545 nucleotides. It is a transcript of the gene DTWD2, whose product is annotated as DTW domain containing 2. The coding region runs from base 76 to 972 and encodes 298 amino acids. The record is from RefSeq and is a predicted model, not a curated record. The transcript has 6 exons. NCBI's taxonomy places the organism in Eukaryota, Metazoa, Chordata, Mammalia, Artiodactyla, Hippopotamidae.